Molecule: messenger RNA, 549 nt
Organism: Penicillium manginii
Lineage: Eukaryota; Fungi; Ascomycota; Eurotiomycetes; Eurotiales; Aspergillaceae
Exons: 1
Coding region: 1-549 (182 amino acids)
Source: RefSeq, a predicted model, not a curated record
AUGGCAGACAGCUCCAAGUAUCAUGAUUUCAAAGCACAUGCGACCACUGCAGUCGCCGCUGGCGGCGCAGUGUAUGCAGCGGAUCAACUUGUCAAAUCCUUCGAACCUGAUGAUCACUCCACCAACACGCACAUAUUCAAAGCUUCUGUUGGAGCUGCCGUGGCUGUUGGUGCACUGGAACUGCUCCGUCGAGAUGGAGAAGGUCUGCAUACCUACCGCAAACUUUUCCAACGAAAACACCGACAUCAUGACUCAGAUGUGCACCAAUCAAGCUCAGAAAGUGUCCAGAUAUCCAACGCCGAGGAUGUCCGCGAAAGUCGCUUGAUUAAACAGGAGCAGGACUCUUCAUCAUCUCGUUCCUCUAGCGCCUCUUCAUCCGAGUCUGGCCACAAACGUCGCUUGGCUGAGGAGCUGAUGGGUGCUUACAGUCUUGGAAAACAGCUAUUGGGUGACAAUAAACACAAAGUGGCACAUCUUGUCGCUGAUGCUGUUGGGGCUGCCGCCUUGUUGAAAGAAAUCAACCACCAUGAUCUGAGGAAUAGAAAGUGA